Molecule: messenger RNA, 1590 nt
Organism: Polistes canadensis
Lineage: Eukaryota; Metazoa; Arthropoda; Insecta; Hymenoptera; Vespidae
Exons: 9
Coding region: 1-1590 (529 amino acids)
Source: RefSeq, a predicted model, not a curated record
AUGUUAAACAAAGUAGGAAUUUCGGCAUCUAUAAAAGGACCAUCUGUAGAAUACAAUUUUUACAAAUUCUUAAACGUUAGUUAUUGGAGAUUAGGUGUUUUCGUAGAUUUACGAUGUCAAGAUCAAAAUGCAAGAGCGAUUUUUAAUCAAAGUACUAGUUAUCGUAUGUACGAUUAUGCAUAUAAUUGGUUGGUAUUGGCAAAAAAUAUGAGUUACUGUUUGCAUAAAUUAAAUGAUACUGCCUUCAGUAUUAUCACGGACUUUGUCGUUUCCAUUCCAAAUUAUGAUUAUUACGAAUUAUACGAUAUUUACAAUCCUAAUAAAGAACGAGGUGGUAUACUCAACAUAACCAGAUACGCAACAUGGAAUAAAGAUACUGGAUUGAAGAUAUUUUUAUCAAAAGCAAAAAUUUUAAGAAGAUGGAACUUUCACAAAUUGAAGGUCAUUGUAUCUAGUGCUUUAGAAAGAAAACCCGAAAAUAUUCCUUUACUAGAUUAUUUAGAAGACCACGAUAAUAUUAAUUUGGAAGAUUGGCCUAAAUUUGGUUUUACUUUGGUAGGACUUUUUGCCGACAUUUUUAAUCUUAGCAUGCAUGUUAAAGCAUUCACUAAAUGGUCGAACUAUACUAACGGACCUAUGAUGGAUUCUUUGAUUGAAGGAACUGUUGAUAUAGGAUAUCAACCCUCUCUUAUUGUUCCUAAAAGACUUGAUGUUGCUAAAGUGCUUAUGGAAAUUAUGCCUGCACGUACGUGCUUUAUGUUUUUAACUCUACCGUCGACAACGAUACAAAUAAGUAGCAUUUUUCGGCCAUUAGCUUGGAACUCCUGGUACAUGAUUUUCACUUGUUUUAUUAUUUCUUUUUUGAUUUUUUCAUUUGUCAUUAAAUCAGAGCAUAUUAAAACUCAGGAUUAUGGAAGUUCAUUGUUAACAACUUUGGGUGCCAUAUGUCAACAAGGUGCACAAAACAUGCCUUUUAAAUUUGCCAGUCGUAUUGCUCUUUUCCAAAUAGGAGUUUAUGGCUUAUUAAUAUACAAUUAUUAUUCAGCAGCAAUAGUAUCGGCACGUUUAAACAUACCACUUAAUAAAUUAAAUGAUUCUUUGUAUAUAUUAGUAGCUAGCAAAAUGAAACUAUCAUCAGAAAAUACUGUUGUUAUGAAUAUUUUAUUACAGGAUACUAAUCCAGAGAUGAUAUAUUUUAAAAAUUAUUGGUCGCAAAUACCACAACAACAAAAAAUAAUGGAAGUAGAGGAAGGGGUAAGACAAAUAAUGGAUGGCGGUUUUGCUUAUCAUAGCAUUCCUGAACAUGCAUAUUAUUACAUGAAUAAUUAUUUCGAUCAAAAAAUGAUAUGCCAAUUAACAGAAAUUCAUUGGCUUAGACCAACAAGAGUAGCUCUUUAUACAAAUAAAAAAGGACAUUAUCACGAAGUUGGAAAGAUAGGGCUCAUGAAAAUUUUUGCCACGGGUCUUCUCGAACGAGAAUUAAAAAGAACCUUCGUUCGGAAACCCUAUUGUAAACAUGAUGCAAGUUCCAUAGAAAGUGUAACUAUAUAUGAAGCAGCUCCAAUCAUAUUACUUUUAAUAAGUGUAUAA